UCUAUUCUUCUUCUAAUUGAUAUUAUACAUGCCCUCGCCUUUUCAAACCACGCCGCCAAAGGAAGAAACCCUCGCCGAUUACAAAAGUGAAAAAAGCCUUUGUCUUUCAGUCUACCACCAUAAGGAAAACCCAAUCAGCCUCCCUUCCUCUUCUCUUUUGUGGAUCCCAACGGAUCUACGAGGAAUCCCAAUCGGCCAUCUCACCGAUCGACAAGCUCAUCGCACCAACCUGUGUCUCUCCUCUUGUAUAAUUGCCACGGCACUAAAGGUAUCAGAGGAUAAGAUUGAGAGAAUGGUGAGGAAGGAUUCAAGAGAACCGGCGGAGAAGUUUGGCUCAUUGCAGCGAAGGAGGGAUCCCAUGAAUACAAGGAUAUUGAGUAACAAGAAAUGGAUAUAAUAUGUAUCUAACCUUGAAGUAAAGCCUUUGGUAGAACAUGUUACCAAUGUUUAGUAUUGUUAGUAGCAAGAUUGGAGUUUAAUAAUAAUAUUUUCUGAUAUGU
This is a messenger RNA of Linum trigynum, 500 nucleotides long. Lineage: Eukaryota; Viridiplantae; Streptophyta; Magnoliopsida; Malpighiales; Linaceae. The record is from the annotation of a GenBank genome assembly.